Aedes aegypti (yellow fever mosquito) is the source of this 5747-nucleotide messenger RNA. RefSeq names its product regulatory-associated protein of mTOR (gene raptor). Bases 590 to 4492 code for a protein of 1300 amino acids. The record is from RefSeq and is a predicted model, not a curated record. Lineage: Eukaryota; Metazoa; Arthropoda; Insecta; Diptera; Culicidae. Gene Ontology annotation, biological process: regulation of autophagy; TORC1 signaling; cellular response to starvation. The transcript has 6 exons. Gene Ontology annotation, cellular component: TORC1 complex; cytoplasm. Gene Ontology annotation, molecular function: protein-macromolecule adaptor activity; protein binding.
UACUUUGAUAGUUUUUGCGAUUUUCCUACUAAAGUGAACGCGUUUUCAAACAAAUGUGCAUCAUCCGGGAAGAAUAACCGAUGUGAAAUAACCUAGUGCCGAGUUCCGGGCCGGUCGGGGUCGAUUGCCGCAAAUAUCGGAGCAGGAAAAAUCUUCGCUGGUGUGCAAAAGGGCAAUCGAUGCGGAAAAAAAUGUCCACCUAAUAAUUGAAGCCAAGGGGAAAACAACGGGAGGAGGACCGAACAUUUUCGGUCAGCAUCAAUUUGGAUUACAGUGAACUGAUAACAGGAACGGAGAAGCAUUAAAACCCGGAAUAUUUCGAGGGUUUCUGAAGUUUGAUAAGAAUACAGUCGCAGAAGCCAGAAGGAAGAAAAAAGUGUUUGAAGAUUGUGGGCGCGGUGGUGGAGCUGAAAGGUGAAGGAGAGGCACCCCCUUCCCGCACCAGUUGCUACUUGCCUAUGUUUCCUAUUAUUUUGAUUGCGUGAAUGAAGCAGAGUGAGGAAAGGAGGAAUAAAGAAAAAAUAGAGUGACGACUGGAAGCAAAUCAAAAGGGACCUGUUCUGACCACCGUGCUAGUUGCUAUUAGGUAAUGUGCAACAUGAUAGAAACGACCGAUAAGAGCACCGACAACAUCGUCGAAGAGGAGGAUGAUUCCAAGUUGCCGAUCAGUUUCACCUGUGCUCGUCAUUUGAGCAAAAUCGAGGGGAUAAAUUGUACGACACAAAGCUGGCGCGUCAAGGAACGCAUGAAGACCGUCAGUGUGGCGCUCGUUCUUUGUCUCAAUGUGGGUGUUGACCCGCCGGAUGUGGUGAAGAUACAGCCCUGUUCCAGGCUGGAAUGCUGGAUCGAUCCUUCGUCAGUGUCGCCACAGAAGGCGAUGGAGUUAAUAGGCAACAACCUCCAGAAACAAUACGAAAGAUGGCAACCACGCGCACGUUAUAAGCAAUCCUCAGACCCCACAGUUGAGGACGUAAAAAAACUAUGCACGUCUCUGCGCAGAAAUUCAAAAGAGGAACGCGUGCUGUUUCACUACAAUGGCCACGGAGUUCCGCGACCCACCGUUAAUGGCGAAAUUUGGGUCUUCAACCGAACGUACACCCAAUACAUCCCUCUGUCAAUUUACGACCUGCAGACGUGGAUGGGUGCCCCCUCGAUAUACGUCUACGACUGCUCCAACGCCGGGAUAAUUGUAAAUAGUUUUAACACCUUUGCAGAGCAGCAUGAGCGAGAGUUGGAGCAGAUGCGGGCUCGAAGCGGAAGUACCGCCGGUCAAUCCGACGCCGACGCAAGCAGGAAUUCACCGUCGCCUCCGGUUGUGGGUCCGACUACCUAUAAGAAUUGUAUUCAAUUAGCGGCCUGUGCGGCCAAUCAAAUUCUACCAAUGAAUCCCCAACUGCCUGCGGAUCUUUUCACGGCGUGCUUAACGACCCCGAUCCGAAUAGCUUUGAAGUGGUUCACCCUGCAAUCUACGUCAAAAUUAGUUCCACACGUACCGGAGGAUUUGAUUGAAAGAAUACCAGGACAGCUCAACGACAGGAGAACGAUGCUUGGUGAGCUGAAUUGGAUAUUUACGGCCAUCACCGACACGAUAGCGUGGAACACGUUACCUCGAGAGCUGUUCCAGAAACUGUUCCGCCAAGAUUUGCUCGUGGCAAGCUUGUUCAGAAAUUUUCUGCUCGCGGAAAGAAUCCUCCGGUCGUACGACUGUACGCCCAUUUCUAGUCCUCCUUUGCCUCAAAGCUACCGCCAUCCCAUGUGGUCAGCGUGGGACUUGGCCCUGGACCUGGCCCUGUCCCAGCUGCCAGAUAUCCUGGAAAAGGGAAAGCGCUUCAAACAUUCGCCAUUCUUUGAGGAGCAGUUGACCGCCUUUCAGGUCUGGUUGGAAGGCAGUUCGGAGCAAAGGAAUCAACCGGAACAGCUACCGAUCGUGCUGCAGGUGCUCCUGUCGCAAGUUCAUCGAUUGCGUGCCUUGGAAUUGUUGGGCCACUUCCUGGAUCUGGGCCCCGAGGAGGUGAAUCUGGCACUUAGUGUCGGCAUCUUUCCGUACGUGUUGAAGUUGCUGCAAAGUUUGGCGAAAGAGCUGCGACCGUUCCUGGUGUUUAUCUGGGCGAAAAUCCUAGCCGUGGAUGGGACUUGUCAAAUCGACUUGAUCCGAGACCUGGGACACAAAUAUUUCCUCGCCGCGCUGCAGGACACCAGCCCGUGUCCGGGUUUCAAAGGAAAUCACCGCGUGUAUGCAGCGUUCGUACUAGCAAGUAUAGUUCACAAUUUUCCAAUGGGUCAAGCGCAUGCCCUGCAGGGCCAACUGGUGUCGAUCUGUCUGGAUCAGCUGAAUGAUGAGAAUUUCGUACUGCGGCAGUGGCUGGCAAUUUGCUUGGGCCAUCUAUGGCAAAAUUACGAACAAGCCAGAUGGUCUGGUGUUCGGGAUAACGCGAACGAGAAACUGUAUCCGCUGUUGAGCGAUCCAAUACCGGAAGUCAGGGCUGCGGCGGUUUAUGCUCUGGGAACGUUUAUAAGUUCCGUUCAACAAAGAUCCGAUCAUGCUAACAACGUUGAUCGAUCAACGGCAAUGCAUCUGUUUAACACCGUUUGCAAUGAUAUGAGUCCGCUUGUGAGAAUGGAGUUGAUCGCUUCCUUGCAGUGGAUGGUGCGAUUCUUUGAAAACCAAUUUGUUGCUGUGUUUCUCCAAGAACCGUCAAGUGGUCAUCAUAUGUUAAACCAUCAUUACCACAGUUUAGAGAGGAACAUCAACAUGAAACGAGUUUCCAGUUCGAGCAAUAUCAUCAGUGGUGGUAAGAAUGCGGUCAGUGUAGGAUCAACCUACCAAAAGCUAUGGAAUGGGUUGAAUGUUCUGGCCAAAGAUCCUUUCCCUGCGGUAGCUGCAAUGGCUCAGAAAGUUGUGGAGUACGUCGCAAAACAAGGCCUGGAAGCUAAGGAGGCAAUCAGUUCAGAAAAGUUCGCAGGAAGCUUAAGUUUGCCUCCCUCGCCAAACACCAGAGUCAACUAUCUGGGUGGGGAAUCUCCUCCGCUACACGGCCACCUGAAUCAAUCCAAUCACCAUACGCCGCUUCCCAACAAAAAGAAGCUAAAUCCCAAUGAUAACUUGGAACUAUCUUCCUCUACACUUCAACUGCAAUCGGUGGUCACGUCUACACCAAUCCACACACCCCAACAGCAGCAGCAGCAAUCCUGUGAAUCUAUGCCGCCCCCACAAGCUCCCACUCCCCAGGUGCAAUCCCAGCCUCGAUCUUCGCAGGCACAACAACCGCAAACCGUGACCCCCAUCGUCACAACCAACUACAUCGAAUGGUCGGUGAGUUUCUUCGCACGGCCAUCAAAGUUCCUGAACGAAGGCAAACUCACCGCCAAGGAUCAGAACUCGACGGAAUUCCUCGAUAGGCAGUCUCGAUGUUUGAGGAAUCGCAUCGUGCGGGAGGAAGGCCGCGAGCAGCAGAGGAGAGCCGUGUUCGGCCGGCUGGAUACCCAAAGUUGGUCCUGUCGAACGCAACAUACGCCCACGCUGGUCAAACUCAAUCCGUACGACGAUCAGAUUGCGGUGGCUUACAAGGAUCGCGUUAUCCUGCACGAUUGCAGCACAGACAUAACCAGCUCGUUCAUUCCCUUCAAGCAGCAGAACCAGUCGAUUUUCCUAGACCAGAACCGGUUUCAGGUGAGCCCUCCGCCGGUGUCUGUCUCGUCGUUAGAUUUCAUCAACGCUCACGACGUCGGUCUGGUGCUGGUAGGCUACACUGACAGUGUGAUCCGAGUGUGGAGACCGGCGGACGCCAAUCGGGAAUCGGCCCUGGUUACGGCGUGGCAUGGGUUGUUCGACUUUAAUUCCCCGGCCACGGCCAAAGUCGGGACCAGUGAGUUGGGGCUGGUGAUGGCGUGGCACCAGAAGACACAAACCAUCAUGGCAGCGGGAGAGGCCAAGUAUAUUCGCCUUUGGGAUGCGGAGCGAGAGUCCAGAAUCUGUGAUAUUCCUAGCGGGUCGGAUACGACGAUCAUAAAGUUAUCGUGUGCUCCGAAUGGUUUGUUUGCAGCAGGUUGCAGCAAUGGAAGUGUCCGGCUGUUUGAUCGGCGAUGUGCACCGACGGAGGCACGAAUCGCCACAUUCCGAGAGCACAUGAACCCAAUUCUGACCGUUUGUCUGAGGGACGACUGUGAAAGUCUGGUAUCGGCAUGUACUACUUCCACUGUGCGAUUGUACGACAUCCGGAAGACGGCCUCUUCGGUACAGCACUGGAGCGCAGGAUCGGAUGUUUCCGCCAUGAGUAUCCACUCGAGUGCGGAUAUUGUGGCCUGCGCUACGAGUAUCAUCACCAUCUACGGAUUGGAUGGUACCAGUUUGAAUACGAUCCGGUGCAAUGAGGGAUUCAUGGGGACGAAGAAGGGAGUGACGUCGUGUCUUUCGUUCCACAAGCAUAAGAUAAGCUUAGCGGCAGGAUUUAACGAUAACACAGCGGCUGUGUUUGUUACCGACAGGAAGUGAGCAACGGACGGCUUCUGUGCAUGGAUGUUUGCUUGAAACCAACGCAAAACUAUCCCACUGCAACAAGUACUGGUAGCUUCGCAAUCAAUAGUCAAAGCUUCUUACGAAAAAUACGAAAAAGCCUAGCAAAAAAAAAUGUUCACGAUAAUGGAUAUAACCAGCAGCAGAAAGGUGUGUCCCGCUUCAAAAGCGUUAUUCACACAAAUGUCCGAUUUGGUGAGAACAAUCGCGAACCAUGCUUCUGAAGCACUUACAAAGAAAGGUUUGCACGGAUGGUGAGCUGAGGUAAGUCUCAACUGCGCUGCUGAGUUCUAUAUUUACAAAUGUGGUAUGUCUAGGUUAAGCGAAAAGCAAAGGUAUGUAGUGUGUUAGCUUAGGUUCCAAAUAGUGAUUACAAACAACCACACACAUUUUACCUGCUGGAUUGGUGAUCCAAAAACCGUUUGUCCCUAUGUUCACCGGAAUAUAAUUGUACAGAUUCUAUUGAACCUCACAAACUCAACAAUAGUACCAAUCAACGGGAAAAUAAGCCUUAAUUUACAAUUGUUUUCUAUUACCAUUAUUGCUCAAAAGAUAUUUUAAACCACAAGCACAUCAAUAUGCAAUAGUCGAAACCUACAGAACUGUCUGUAAACCGUAGAUUUUAUUUGGUUUCAUAAGGCGAUGAGUACAGUAGUAGGAGCAAAAGCAGAGUCAAAUAUCGAUUAUAUACACAACAUGCUUCAAAGUGAGAAUAAUACCUAAUGGUGCCCGCAAUAUUAACACUUAAACAAAGCUAUAGACAACACAUUUAGGACAAGAGACAAACACACAACUAAGCGUACUAAACUACAAUCGGAGCGCUGUGCUUUUUUGAUGGAAUAUGUUUCUGUUUAAUCUUCCUGCGAUCCUUCGGUGGAUCGUUGCGACGCCUUUAGGUUGUUAGGUUCCUUUUUAAGUUUUAAGAUUAACACCAAGUGUGGAAGGCGAUUGGAAUUGUUGGUCAUUAUUGUAGAAAAAAUGUAGCAUCAAUAGUGUCAGUAGAAACGAAUCGUGAAGUAUGUAAAGUUUUUUUCCUAUUUUACAACAGAUUGUUAUUUUCUUAAUGGUAGAAAUAUCCAGUUUUUAAGUACAGCAUAACAUCAAUUCUUUUGAACAAAUAGUCUAGUUAAACAUCUUUUGUAUGAAAUGCUCUUAUGGAUGUGUUUUAUACCUAAUACCUGUACAGUUGAUUGUGCAACGGCAAAAGUACACAUGAUGAACUCAAACGCUAUAA